AUGUGCGGGGCGAUGGCCAGCUGUCUUCUGGGUGGCGUGAUGCGGCGGAGGGACGACGUCACGUGCGGCGAUCGCUCAGUAUUCCUCAUUCCAUUCUCUUCUUUUCCGUGGGGUGGCUGGUUGGCGAUGGUCCCUCAAGGGGCGCUGGGGCUUCGCUCCUGUUCCUACGCGCAGCGGCAUCUUUCGUUGUCCGUCAUGGCGCAUGGGGGUGUACCGACACAAAUAGGACCACAAAAUGAUUCAACAACUACGACUAGCUAUGUCGGUUACCUUUCCGGUGCCAUCAACGCCAUUCUUGCGAAGACCACGGCAGCUACACAAGUUCUUGGUCUGAAAUCGGAAACAGAAAGCAAAGGACCAUCGAAAGCUGUUGUGACGGAAACAUCCGAAGGAGGAGCACCCACUAAAGCCCAGUUCUUGAAACACACUUUCAAAAAACGUAUAUCAAGGACUGAAGUAACUAAUAAAACAAGAGCGCUGGUGAAGAAACUUCUGGUUGCUGAAACGUCGAGCUCAAAACUACUCCGUAUUCAAGAGCUUAGCUCACACAUAAUAUCCUAUCCACCAACAAGGAUCAUCGCCGCCCAGAAACCUCGUCUGAUCGCCGAUCUACUGACCAUUGUAACGUCCCCUGACAGUAGCCCAGAGCUUCGAGCAGAAGCAAGGCAGUGUCUUACUCUUUGCGGUUGUCAGCCCGCAGUGAAAAGCAAAGGAGUGAGUCUUCUCAGUAUCGAUGGAGGAGGCACUCGAGGUAUGAUGGGUCUCGAAGUGCUAGAACAGUUUGAAAGAAUAUCGGGCAAAAAGAUAUGUGAAUUAUUCGAUCACGUCAUCGGUGUAAGCACUGGUAGUAUAAUUGCUAGUUUGUUGGUCGGUAAAGGAUACACAAUAAAGGAGUGUCGCGAUGUUUACAUGGACGUCUCUAAGAAAUUGUUUUCGCAAAACCGUCUCACGGGUGUAAGUGGGAUAGUACUCAACCACUCGUAUUAUGAUACUAAGAAAUGGGUAAAGAUGCUUAAAGAGGUCAUAGGCGAAGAUCUAACGAUAAUUGAGACCAGCAAAUAUCCAGUACCCCGACUUAGCAUUGUUGCUUCCAUAGUUAAUUCUCCUGUUCUUCAACCUUUCGUAUUUCGGAACUAUGAGCCUCCUGCUGGUAGAGAUUCGCACUACCUGGGUAGCACGGCACACCACCUAUGGCAGGCUAUCCAGGCUUCGGCUGCUGCUCCACUCUAUUUUGAAGAGGUUCAACUUGGUAACUUCUUACUUCAAGAUGGUGGAGUCAUCGCCAAUAAUCCAACCGCAAUUGGGAUACAUGAAGCGAAACUGUUGUGGCCUGAAGAACGUUUUCAUUGUGUUGUGUCUGUCGGAAAUGGACGAUCGGUUUGUGACCUUGAGAGCGAAGAAGAUGCAGCCCCUUCUAGCUUGAGUUCACUGCAGAAGUUCAAUCGCAUUGUAGAUAGUGCAACUAACACUGAAGGGGUCCACAUGUGUAUGCAUGAUUUGCUCGACGAAAAUGUAUAUUUCAGACUGAAUCCAUACAUGACCUUUCCAUAUGGACUCGAUGAAAUUGAUCCAAAAAAAUUAGAGCAGAUGCAAAAUGAUGCGAAGUUGUAUGUUCGUCGUAACGCUUUGAAAAUUGAGGAUGCAGUCUCAAGGUUGCUAGAGAAACCUCAUUUACUGCAACGAACUAUGCGUUGGUUUGAGGAAUGGAUGGAUCGCAGAGGAAUGUAUUCUCCGCGAUAG
This is a messenger RNA of Necator americanus (New World hookworm), 1740 nucleotides long. RefSeq lists its product as uncharacterized. Lineage: Eukaryota; Metazoa; Nematoda; Chromadorea; Rhabditida; Ancylostomatidae. Gene Ontology annotation, biological process: arachidonate metabolic process. The transcript is spliced from 17 exons. Gene Ontology annotation, cellular component: membrane. Bases 1 to 1740 code for a protein of 579 amino acids. The record is from RefSeq and is a predicted model, not a curated record.